GAAAGUCAGAACCCCCGGUGCACCUGAUCAGCCUGCGUGGUUGGAUUGUUGGCUCGGUGGCUGCAGGAGGGGGGCAGUUGGGACUGGUUCUGGGCAGAAAGUAAUUACGGGAAUUCCUGACAUUCCUCUGCGCUGGGGGUUGAUAUAUUAUAAUGAUUAACAAGGUGUGGGACAGCCAAUUCUGGCAGUUGGACAUGCAGCUGGUUGGGAAACUGACACUUUCUGCCACUGCCGCCUUCAUUUUGGCUUUGGCCUUCAGAUUUUACAAGUCCAGGGUCCAUGAGAGACGUGGGGUGGACAAUGGCAGUGGCCGCAGUGGGAACCUGGACGUUGGAGAAGCAGCAGGGGGUCACGUAAAUGAUGAAACCAAUGAACUUCGCUGCAGACGUAGAAAGAGAACCCAACACAGUGACGUUAUCUCAGCUGCCGGGAGUCAGAGCCUCGCCGGGGAUCCUGUCACUGCACAAGAAUUCAAUUCUAAAUCUCAAGGAGGUGCAAUAUCUGAAUACCAAUCAGCAGAUGGAAUCAGCACCCACCAAAGCGGCUUAAACAACGAGACUCCAGAAACAAGAGCCGUCGCUUCUACUGACCCGAAAUAUCACCAGAAAAGUCUCGGCAAUGGAAAUGGAGUUGGGACAAUCGGGGAUAAUUCUGAUUCUGGGACUGUACAAUCAUUAAAAAAUACUCACAAAGAUAUAAUUGGGAUAAUAGUUGGAAUAAUCAAGGACAAUCCAGAGUCCGGGACAGUACAACCACCGAAAGAUUCUGGAAAAUAUGUUUCUGAACCAAAUGGAAUUGGGACAAUCGGUGACAAUUUGGAUUCCGGGACAGUACAACCAUUAAAAGAUUCUGGCAAAGAUAUUUCUGAACCAAAUGGAAUUGGGACAAUCAGGGACAAUUUGGAUUCUGGGACAUUACAACCAAUAAAAGAUAUUUCUGAACCAUAUGGAAUUGGGACAAUCAGGGACAAUUUGGAUUUUGGGACAAUACAACCACCGGAAGAUUCUGGAAAAGAUAUUUCUGAUCCAAAUGGAAUUGGGACAAUCGGUGACAAUUUGGAUUCAGGGACAGUACAACCAUUAAAAGAUUCUGGAAAAGAUAUUUCUGAUCCAAAUGGAAUUGGGACAAUCACUGACAAUUUGGAUUCUGGGACAGUACAACCAUUAAAAGAUUCUGGAAAAGAUAUUUCUGAUCCAAAUGGAAUUGGGACAAUCAGUGACAAUUUGGAUUCUGGGACAGUACAAACAUUAAAAGAUUCUGGAAAAGAUAUUUCUGAUCCAAAUGGAAUUGGGACAAUCACUGACAAUUUGGAUUCUGGGACAGUACAACUAUUAAAAAAUUCUGGAAAAGAUAUUUCUGAUCCAAAUGGAAUUGGGACAAUCGGUGACAAUUUGGAUUCAGGGACAGUACAACUAUUAAAAGAUUCUGGAAAAGAUAUUUCUGAUCUUAAUGGAAUUGGGACAAUCGGUGACAAUUUGGAUUCUGGGACAGUACAACCAUUAAAAGAUUCUGGAAAAGAUAUUUCUGAUCCAAAUGGAAUUGGGACAAUCAGUGACAAUUUGGAUUCUGGGACAGUACAAACAUUAAAAGAUUCUGGAAAAGAUAUUUCUGAUCCAAAUGGAAUUGGGACAAUCACUGACAAUUUGGAUUCUGGGACAGUACAACUAUUAAAAAAUUCUGGAAAAGAUAUUUCUGAUCCAAAUGGAAUUGGGACAAUCGGUGACAAUUUGGAUUCAGGGACAGUACAACUAUUAAAAGAUUCUGGAAAAGAUAUUUCUGAUCUUAAUGGAAUUGGGACAAUCACUGACAAUUUGGAUUCUGGGACAGUACAACCAUUAAAAGAUUCUGGAAAAGAUAUUUCUGAAACAAAUGGAAUUGGAACAAUCACUGACAAUUUGGAUUCUGGGACAGUACAACCAUUAAAAGAUUCUGGAAAAGAUAUUUCUGAUCUUAAUGGAAUUGGGACAAUCACUGACAAUUUGGAUUCUGGGACAGUACAAACAUUAAAAGAUUCUGGAAAAGAUAUUUCUGAUCCAAAUGGAAUUGGGACAAUCACUGACAAUUUGGAUUCUGGGACAGUACAACCAUUAAAAGAUUCUGGAAAAGAUAUUUCUGAUCCAAAUGGAAUUGGCACAAUCAGGGACAAUUUGGAUUCUGGGACAGUACAACCACUAAAAGAUUUUGGCAAAGAUAUUUCUGGUAAAAAAGUAAUUGGGACAACCAGUGACAAUUUUGAUUCUGGGACGUUACAACCAAUAAAAGAUAUUUCUGAUCCAAAUGGAAUUGGGACAAUCGGGAACAAUGGUAAUUCUGGGAAUAUACAACCACUAAGAGAGUCUGAUAAAGAAGGAAUUGGGACAAUCAGGGACAAUUCAGAUUGUGAAAAUAUUGAUCUAAAUGAUUCUGGAAAAGAUAUCAGUGAUGGCAAAGGAAUUGGGACAACUUGGGUCAAUGCCCAUUUAGAGACUGUACAACCACUAGAAGGUUUUGCCAGAGUGAAGGGAAUUGGGGCAACCUGGAACUAUGCCAAUUCUGGGAAGAUACAACCACUAAAGGAAUCUGGUAAGGAUAUAUGUGAUGAAAAAGACAUUGGGGCAGAUUCUGGUAAUAUACAAAUCCCAGGUGACUGUGGCAAAGAUAUCUGUGAUGAAAAAGGAAAUGGAACAAUUGGGGUUAAUGUUGAUUUUGGGGAUAUACAACCACUAAAGGAUUCUGGAAGAGAUAGUUGUGAUGGAAAUGAAAUUGGGACAAUCUGGGGCAUUUCCAAUGCUAAGAACAUACUCGUCACAAAUGAUCCUGGCAAAGAUAUCUGUGAUGAAAAAGCAGACGAGACAAUUGUGCACAACACAAAUUCUGGGAAUAAACAACAUCUAAAAGAUUCUGCUUAUGAAACUGUAUAUGGUACAACCUGGGACAAUCACAGACAAGAUCCAGAAGUAAAGGAGACAGGGAAUGUAAAUUCUGGUUGUGUGAUAAGGGAAAGUUCUGAUAUCAGUUCAGCACUGAAUGAGAACCAUAAAACCAUGCAGGAAGUCCAUCGCUUCUCCUCUGUGUCUCGGGUGGUGGUGGAGGAGAAUAUCAUCAGCGAGAGGAAAGAGGAGGAGUCAAGAACAUCUCCCAGAAGUGCCGGCCUGAGGGGGAAGAUCUAUGAGUAUCACAUAGAAAGCACUUCAGAGACUGUUUCGCCAGACAAAUAUUUCAAAUUCCGCACUUCAACUUCUCCCUCCAGCCGCCCUCCAGCAGAGUCACAACAAGAUAAACAAGAAGUCAAAGUGGGUCUCUGGGAACAAGGCCAAGACCACCAUGAUGCAGUUUUGGGGCCCAUUGGCAGUCAAGAAGCUCUGGAAGCAAAAGGUUACUCUACUCCAUCUGGUUUAAUGUCCCCUCUACGCUCUCUUGCACUAAAACCAGCCAAUGGCAGUUCUCCUUUUCAUGUUUCCCUCAGCCCAGACUCCACUUUUGAUAUCCAUCUUGGUCUGGAGAACUGUUUUGAGGUCCUUAGCUUGGCCAAGAAGCACAACCUUGAUGCCCUUAAGACAGCGGCCUACAAGGUCAUGAGCGACAACUAUCUGGAUGUUCUUCAGAACCCUUCCGUCUAUAGGCACCUCCAUGCUGCUGAGAGGGAUCUGAUCCUUGAGAGGAGGAUGAGGGGAAGGAGGUAUAUAGUUGUGGCUGAUAUUGACACAAUGGGGCACUCGGUUUCGGAAAACAGCAGCCUCAGCUAUUAUGACAGUGAUCAGGACUCUUGGCACCUACUGUCUUCAAUGCCACCCGAGGCAGUUAGCAGGGCUUGCUCAAUGGCAACCAUGUUUAAUUAUGUCUUUAUUGUGCUGGGGUGCCAAGGACUUGAGAGAGACAUGAAACCUUCCAAACGUGUUGUCUGCUACAACCCAGUCACUGACAAAUGGCAGGACAUCUGUCCCUUAAAUGAAGCCAGACCUCACUGUAAGCUGGUGGAGCUUGAUGGAUAUCUAUACGCAAUUGGUGGAGAAUGUCUUCAUACUGUAGAGCGCUACGACCCAUGGCAGAACCGCUGGAGUUACGUUGCUCCUCUUCCCAAUGACACCUUUGCAGUUGCCCAUAUGGCUACUGCUUAUGAUGAUGAGAUCUAUGUGACUGGUGGCACCAUCCGGUACAUGCUUCUAAGGUACCUGCGCAAGGACAACACUUGGAAAAGCAGCAUCAUCACUGGCAGCAAGGACCGCACCACCGAUUUAGUGGCGGCCAAUAAUUUCCUUUAUCGAUUCGAUAUGAACCGGAGUAUGGGCAUCAGUGUGCACCGCUGUAGUGUCCGUGCCCGAAUUUGGUAUGAAUGUGCCACCUAUACCAUGCCGCACCCCCUGCCUUUCCAGUGUGCCGUGAUCGACAAUAACAUUUACUGCAUCAGUAGGAACUUUCACUUGAGGUUCCUCACCAAUGACAUUUCCCCACGGUUUAUGGAGGACAAUCUCAAGACCCUGCCUUGCCCGAAGGGGCUUCUAUCGCCUCUUGUGCUUGUUCUGCCUGGGCUGGACUCUCAAUAAGAAGAGACAUGGUGGGUAACCAGAUGUUGCAGACUUGGGUCAUGGGCAUGUCUAACAUUCAGCGGUGUCAAAAGGCCCUCUGGUUGCUACAGUCAGGGACCAUAGCAACAAUCUGACUGGUUAUAUUAUUAUUUUUAUUUAUUGCACUAUUUCUGCCCUGUUCCUGGUUGAUAGGUUGAUAGGGUCACUCAGGGCUCCCCCUGUUCCUGCAGUGAGGGUCCUGUGGUAGAGUGGGGGUCCCCAGAGUUGCCAUUUGUGGGUCUGAAGGGACGUGGGCAGUGAUUGGUGGAUUGUGUGCAGGGUCUUGGCAUUGGUGGAUGGAUCAAGGUGUUUGGUAGCGUAGAAGGGGCCCACUGGGUAGAAGGCUUGGCUAAGAAAAAUGGGUUCCAACGAUAUUGAAAUUCAGAAUGAAAGACACCAUGUUGUACCGAUGCAUAAGCCGAUAGCAGCCAAUCAGAAAGUGGUUUGUAUUAUUCUAUCUGCACUAAACCAAUCAAAGCUGCUCACUGAUUAGUCAGAAGAACAGACAAGUCAGACAUUGGCCCCCUGGAUUCAAACUUUAUCCAACUUUGAUUGAGACCAGGUAUCCGUCACGCAGACGCCAUAAAACCCAAAGAAAAUUCACCGAAUUAAUUAUUCCCUGUCUGCCGCAGCAAUUGUCUUGACAAACGGCGAGAUAUAAAGCGUAACUCUGACCGUGCUCUGUGCAUUCCCAAUGAGAGAUCUCUCUUAUGUUCUUUGUAUCACGGCGCAGAAACUUUUAUAAUGUAUAUAUUCCGUAUGCAGAAAGGCUGACGCAAGUCGUAAAUCCUCAGCCGCCGCCACGGAAUAUCCAAAAUUCCCUGUAAUUGCCUCCCAUUUGUCCAGUGAUUCACAGAUAUGACUCACUCACUGUUAAAUACAUGAUCUUUAUAUUUUACUGGGAAAAAAAUCAUUCAUUUAAUGACAUACAGACUCUUUCAGAUAUUAAAGGGAAAGUUAACCCAAUACAUUUUA
Molecule: messenger RNA, 5519 nt
Organism: Xenopus laevis (African clawed frog)
Lineage: Eukaryota; Metazoa; Chordata; Amphibia; Anura; Pipidae
Gene: klhdc7a.S
Product: dentin sialophosphoprotein
Exons: 1
Coding region: 153-4523 (1456 amino acids)
Source: RefSeq, a predicted model, not a curated record